This is a messenger RNA of Sesamum indicum (sesame), 1680 nucleotides long. The record is from RefSeq and is a predicted model, not a curated record. NCBI's taxonomy places the organism in Eukaryota, Viridiplantae, Streptophyta, Magnoliopsida, Lamiales, Pedaliaceae.
GAUUGAAAAAUUUUGGCUCUGGAAAGCUGCUUUCUUGCAAAGUAAAAUUUUAAGCUUAUCAACUGAGUUGGGGCAGUGCCCAAUCUGUUUGUUCUUGCUGUGUGGGAUUGUUUGGGUUGUUUUCAGACUCAGUUGAGUAAAGGGGUUCUUUUCUUUUUUUGUUUUGAUUAUUUGUGAGGAUCUGCAUGCCAAUAUUAUAGUAAUAGUGAGUGGGUUUAGCAAAAAAAUACCUCCUUUUUGCUUUACAGUUUUUAUAUCAAGAGUUGGGGUUCUCUCAUCCCUUUUAUUUUAUCACUUUCGCCUGAAUCCAGCGCCUGUGUGAGUGGUAAAGCUGCGGUUGAAUGGUUCUUGGACCUUUGAAAAUAUGCUAGUGGGGGAUAUGAUCAAGAUUCUGAUGAGUUUCUGAAUUUCUUCACGUUGGCUUCUGUGGGUGAUAAAGGCACGAUUUUGAAGUUUUACAGUUUAUGUACAGUGAUUUCCAGGUUCCUGAUAUGACUUCUCCGACAACUCAAUUCGCCCCUCCAAGCAGGAUCGGUAUAUAUGAACCCCUCCGCCAAAUUGGGAUGUGGGAGGACACAUUUGACGAUAAUAUCAGUGCUGGAACUGGUGUGUGUAUAAUCAUGGAGACGGAGGCAAAGCUAGACGACAAGACUGAAUAUGCUUCUGAUAAAUCACUUGAGCAUGCUGAAGAUAGUCAAGCAUCAAAGAGCAUUUCCGAGAAGAUACAAAGACGCUUGGCGCAAAACCGUGAAGCUGCUAGGAAAAGCCGUUUACGCAAGAAGGCUUAUGUUCAGCAAUUGGAGACAAGCCGGAUGAAACUGGCACAACUUGAGCUCGAACUGGAGAGAGCAAGACAACAGCAGGGCUUGCUUAUUGCCAGUGCGACUGCUAAUGUGGGAAUAUGUGGAACUAUAAAUCCGGGAAUUGCUGCAUUUGAGAUGGAAUACAGGCACUGGAUAGACGAGCAAGAACGGAAAAUAUCUGAGCUUAGGAAUCUUCUGCAGUCCCCUAUCGGUGAUGCGGAGCUCCGUAUGGUGGUCGAGAAUGUGUUGAACCAUUACUGCAAUCUAUUUCGCAUGAAAAGAGACGCUGCCAGAGCAGAUGCCUUCUACUUGGAAUCCGGCAUGUGGAGGACGUCAGUCGAGCGGUUUUUCCUUUGGAUUGGGGGUUUCCGGCCGUCAGAGCUCAUAAACGUUGUAAUGCCUCAACUUGAGCCAUUGACAGAGGAGCAAAUUGCUAGCGUCAACAACUUAAGACAUUCUUGUGUACAAGCCGAGGACGCCCUCUCACAAGGAAUGGAGAAGCUUCAGCAGACACUGGCACAAAGCUUAACGUUUCUUGCUGCAGGAGCUGGAAACUACAGCUCCCAGACGGCCGCCGCUUUGGAGAAAUUAGAAUCUCUCGAAAGCUUCAUAAACCAGGCUGAUCAUCUUCGAGAGCAAACGCUGCACCAAAUGUCCCGUAUAUUGACAACACGUCAAGCAGCAAAAGGGUUGCUUGCUUUUGGGGAGUAUUUUCAGCGCCUACGUGCACUCAGCUCGCUCUGGUCCGCUCGUUCUAUCGAGAACCUGGCUAAUCUACAAAACGAUGCGAACAGCAUUAGGUAGUAGUAGUUUACCGUGGACCGGUCAACAUUUCUGUACAUAAAACAACCAUUAAUUUUGCUCGGACAGUACUGAU